CUCAUCACUCAACCUCCCACGUAAAACACCAUGGCAGCAGCUCAGCACCCCGACCUGAGGGUGCUCCUGCACUCAUUGGUCAACCCAACCUCAAACGAGGCAUACGUUAGAGAUCAGGCUGCCUUGACCGAGCUCUUCAAGCAGCCAGAAUUCUUCAUCGCCCUCCAGGCCUACGCCGCCGACAAGUCCCUCAGCCAGGGCGAGCGUCUGUUGGCCUCAGUUAUUACAGGUCGAGAGCUCAAGACCAAGUGGCGUAGCAAGGCCCUAGUACCCGAGGCUCGCAAGCCCGAGCUCCGAGAACGCCUCUUCACCUUCCUCGAGGAACCAGACUUUGGUAUCGCCCGCCCCCAACUCAGCCUCCUCGUCGCGGUCGCGCGUAUCGAGUACCCCAGACAGUUUCCAACCCUCCCCACGCUCCUCCUCAACCCCCUCCUCACUUGCCUCGCCCAUCUCGACUCCCACCCCCAUUCGACUGCGCCUGGCUCGUCGACCGUGACCGUCCUCCUCAACACGCUCUGGACCAUCAAUGCGCUCGUCAAGGAGUGGCGUACGGUCAAGAUCGCGUCUAGUGUCCAGGUUCUUCAGACCCUCGAGGAGGUAUUCGCCGCCCCAGUCGGGAAGGUCCUCGAGAUCUGGGCCAACAGGGAACGCAAUGGCGAUGACGACUGGGUCAUCGGCGAGGCUGGUCGUUAUGCGUUCAAGAUCCUCGCUCGCUUUGGACAGUGGCACUGGACUAAGGCCAAGGGUUUGCAGUCUGCCAAGGGCCUCGAGCACAUCAAGGUCCUUCUUCACCACUCGGUCCACUACGCCCCCCUCAUUCAGGAGCACCGUCUGCGUCUGCUCCGCUCCCCUCCUUCCCCCACCCCGCCAGAGUACACCAAGCUUAUCCACUCAUUGAUCAAGCACCUCCGCGCGAUUGGCAAGUGGUGGAGGGUGAUGAUUGCGGCGGAUCCCAAGGGCUGGUGCCAGCUCGAGGGUGCCACGAAUGGUGUGGGAUGGUGGUGGGGUGCUGUCGGUGGCGUUGUGGCAGGCAGUGAUGGCGCUGUCUCGAAUGACGAUUCGGACGAGAACCCCUACCCCAAGCGGUUCCUGCUUCUCGGCAUGCUGCUCUUCAAGGACAUUCUCCCUAUCCUCGCUCAUGAUCACCCAGACAUCUUUACCCCGGACUUCAUUCUCGCCGCUCUCCAUCUGCUUAUCGACAAGCUCCUGCCCCUCACCUCGACUGACCUAGAGGGUCUGGAGGAUGAGGCCGAAGAGUGGCUCAUUGCUGAGAGCCACGACGAGGAGGCGUGGGCCUUCGAGUUCCGGCCUUGCGCCGAGCGUGUGCUCAUUGCUCUCAACAACGCCUGUCGCCACCUUCCUGCGGACAGGAAGCCUAUCGAGCCUGAGAUGUUGAGGAUCCUCGCCGAGACCGAGGCCAUCCCUCCGACCGACCUGGCGAGCAUCCUGCGGAAGGAGGCCGUGUACUGCGCUGUUGGUCGUCUCAGCCGAGCUCUCGCUACCCAUGGCGGUGUCGACUUUAAUCGUUUCCUCCAAGGCGUGAGCUCGUGGCUUGGCCAGCCCCAGCCCCUCCUCCGCAUCCUCAAGCGCCGUGUGGCUUGGCUUAUCGGCCAGUGGGUCGGCUCUGACGAGGAGUGUGCGAAGAUUGGCCUGGUGUGGCAGAUCCUCAUUCAUCUCUUGGCCGAGCGUGGCGAGGCCUCGGACGCUGCUGUCAACCUCACUGCCGCCAUCGCUGUGAAGGAGUGUGUUGACUUGUGGGAGCUCGAGGUCAGCUACUUUGUGCCUUACAUCCAGCAGACUGUCGAUGAGCUCAUCAAGCUUCUCGGUGAGGCAACAACAUUGGAUGGAAAGCGCUAUGUCAAUGACACCAUUGGUGUCAUUAUUGAGCGUGUCGAGGACAAGAUGAUGCCGUACCUUCCCACUCUGGCGCAGGCUAUUCCUGGUCUCUGGCAUGGCGCUUCUGGCCUCGAAGGCGAGUGGCUGUUCAAGGCGUCGCUGGUCGUCCUCACGACCAAGAUCGUAGCAGCCGCCAAGGAGUCAUCUGGCAACCUCAUGGAGCUCGUAAUCCCCCUCAUUGAGGAGAGCUUGCAGGAGCCCGCCAAGGCUUUCUUCGAGGAGGACGGCAUCAUCCUGUGGCAGACUGCGUUGUGGAACGCUGCGUCGCCGUACCAGCCUACCCCCGAGACGGGCUUGAUUCGCCUGCUCCCCGGUCUCCUCGGUGCUAUUGGAGAGAACAUGGACCUGAUCAAGCAGCUACUCCCUCUGUUGGACUCGUACCUGCUACUCGACGCGGCAGGCAUCACUCAGAACUUUGGCGGCGCAAUCUGCAACUCGCUUAUGCAGGCGAUCACGACUGCAGGCAAGAACGCCGAAGCGGUUGUGCGCAUCCUCACCACGGUGCACCUCUUGGUUCAGACUGCUCCCCUCGAGUCCCUUGCCCACAGCCUCCUCGAAUCCGGUCUCUACAACCACAUUCUCCAGGCGCUUGAGGACGACAAGGCAUCCGGUACCAUCCUUGCGGCCUACUUGUUCAUCCUUGCGCGUAUUGCGUUACGUGACCCCACCAUCUUCCUGCAGCUGGCAUCGGAGCAGGCGAGGAUCAGCCACCGCGACGGUCACAAGCUGCUGGAGGAGGUGUUUGAUGCCAUGUGGCGCAACUUUGACUAUGUCGCCGAGUCGCGCAACAAGAAGACUAUUGCUAUGGGUGCAGGCGCACUCCUCACGACAGGUCACACCCAGGCCCUCGAGCGUCUCGACGGCGAGUUCAUGAACAUCUUCCUCGAUGUUCUUGGCGACCUCUCGCCUGUGCAGGAUGAUGGCAGCCUCGGCCAGGGCGAGGCCUCGAUCAACCACUGGAAGAACGACAACCCAACACAGUGGGGCGAGAUCGAGCACACGCCCGAGGGAUCUCGCCGCAGCACGCUCGAGGAUGCGGACCCUGCGUUCCACAUCCCGCUGCGCUCGUACGUCGUGGACGUGCUCACGCGCGCGCAGGCUGUCGGCCUUGGCCCGUACUGGGACCGCGCCGACGCGGGGGCCAAGAACAGCCUCCAAAAGUUCCUUGCAUAGGGGGUGGAGAGCGUCGCGUCGUGUGACGAUAAUAUUGCAUAUAUGUCAUUGUAGAUUAAGUAGAGAGUGAGGGUGCAUUGCUCAUGGGGUGAA
Messenger RNA from Vanrija pseudolonga, 3162 nucleotides. It is a transcript of the gene IPO11, whose product is annotated as Importin-11. Lineage: Eukaryota; Fungi; Basidiomycota; Tremellomycetes; Trichosporonales; Trichosporonaceae. The transcript is spliced from 16 exons. Bases 31 to 3069 code for a protein of 1012 amino acids. Gene Ontology annotation, biological process: protein import into nucleus. Gene Ontology annotation, cellular component: nuclear envelope; cytosol. Gene Ontology annotation, molecular function: small GTPase binding. The record is from RefSeq and is a predicted model, not a curated record.